UUUAUUUCCUCCUCCUAUUUAGAUUCUCUUUCUCCCACACAAAGCGAUUACGGUUACUACCAAUCUGUCUCUCUCAAUCUCAUGUACACACUCUGAGAGGCUCUGUCCAGUCCUCACACCAUCCUCUCUUUCUGAGUUUCUGUCUUUCUUCAUCUGAAUUCACACUUUCUCGGACCAAACACCUCUUUCUCAUGAAUCUCAAAUAUGCCAAGUAAAGGCCAAACACCAACAUUGGCCUCUGCACCAGAAGCAGAUUCUUUCCUCGACGAUGGGGAAGAAAGGAGGGAGCUGGUUCUCGUCGGUGAAGAAAGUUUUCAAGUCUUCUUCUAAGGACUCGCCGGUGCCGGAGAAGAAGAAAGAGAACAAGGAAGAGCAGUGGCAGCAGCAUGUGGCGCCAGAGGAGGUUUCUGUGGAGCAUUUUCCUGCAGAGAGUUCUCCAGAUGUUAUCAAUGAAGGAAGUGCCACGUCGUCAACACCAGUGACUGAAGAUAGAAACCAUGCCGUUGCCUUUGCAGCAGCAACUGCCGCUGCCGCCGAGGCGGCGGUGGCAGCUGCUCAAGCAGCUGCUAGAGUUGUAAGAUUGGCGGGUUAUGGACGCCAGCCGAAGGAAGAAAGAGCUGCAAUACUCAUUCAAUCAUACUACAGAGGCUACCUUGCUCGACGUGCAUUGCGUGCUUUGAAGGGAUUGGUGAGGCUGCAAGCGCUAGUGAGGGGACAUAAUGUGCGAAAGCAAGCUCAGAUGACAAUGCGAUGCAUGCAUGCAUUGGUUCGAGUGCAGGCAAGAGUAAGAGCUCGCAGACUGGAGUUGACUGAGGAGAAGCUUCAGAGAAGAGUUGAGGAACAACAUGAAUGUCCUAAGCAGUUUUUGAGCCCCAUCAAAAUGUUAGAUAUGGAUGCUUCCCAGCACAUUAAGGAAAACCAUUAUUUCAGGAAACAUGAAGCUGUAAUGAAAAGGGAGAGAGCUCUUGCUUACGCUUUCAACUGCCAGCGGCAGCUGAAGCAAUACAUGCACAUAGACCCAAAUGGUGAUGAUAUAGGAUGCUACAACACUGAGCGUGAAAGACCACAAUUGGAUUGGAACUGGUUGGAACGUUGGAUGUCAUCACAACAAUCACCCAACUUAAGACCACGUGAGACCCUUUAUAGGACUCUUGCUAAUGCUACCACUGAUGACAUGUCUGAAGAAAAGACAGUUGAAAUGGACAUGGCUGCUAACAUGGGCUUCAUGAACCAAGAAUCUUAUGACACAAGCCCAAUUUCUAAUAGGUACCACCAGCGCCAGCAUAGUGCAGGUAUACCUAGCUACAUGGCCCCAACCCUGUCUGCAAAGGCCAAGGUUAGGAGUCAAGGGCCUCAAGGCCCGUUUAAGCAACGUGGUUCACCUGGGCCUCACUGGAACUCAUCCACCAGGAGAAGUUCUGCUAUUGGGCUAGGCUGUGACUCAUCUAGCUCCGGUGGGCCCACUUCAGCCCAUGUCUCCCCGAGAAGCCCAAACCCAAAAAUUAAUGAGAUUCGUCUCCAAUCUAGACGGAUUUCAGGUGGCAGCCCAGAUAAUGUUCACAUUGAGGAUUGGGCCCUUCCCCUUGGAGCCACCAAUGGCUGGCCUUGACUUGAUUAAUUUAUGGUUGGCCUUUGACUUCAUUAAUUAAUUUAUUUUUCUAUAUAUCAUAAUCAUAAUAAUAGCAUGCGUUUGUAUGGUCUGAACUUCGGUCGUUGACAUGCAAUGGUUCUUACUAUAAUAUGUCGUGGUGUCGACUGUCGAGUCAUGAACAACAAUAUCUGAGAUUGUAUACCCCUUUCCUCCUUAAACACACCAAAAAAAGUGAGAUCGUAAUGUCUAGGAACCCCAUUUUAUGUUCUGUUUGGCAUGUAAGAAAAUGUUUGGUUUUUUGUUUUUUUUUCUAAAGAAAAUUAAUAUUUGUUUGAGUGUUUC
Glycine soja is the source of this 1933-nucleotide messenger RNA. RefSeq names its product protein IQ-DOMAIN 1-like. The record is from RefSeq and is a predicted model, not a curated record. Bases 269 to 1609 code for a protein of 446 amino acids. The transcript is spliced from 5 exons. Lineage: Eukaryota; Viridiplantae; Streptophyta; Magnoliopsida; Fabales; Fabaceae. Gene Ontology annotation, molecular function: protein binding.